Messenger RNA from Perkinsus marinus ATCC 50983, 628 nucleotides. Its product is annotated as Creatine kinase B-type, putative. Lineage: Eukaryota; Perkinsozoa; Perkinsida; Perkinsidae. The transcript has a single exon. The record is from RefSeq and is a predicted model, not a curated record. The annotation marks the transcript as partial. Gene Ontology annotation, molecular function: creatine kinase activity. Gene Ontology annotation, biological process: phosphocreatine biosynthetic process.
AUGAGUGCCGCUGAGGAGCAUCAAAUGCGUGAAGAUCACUUCCUCUUCCAAGAGCCUGACUCUACUCUUUUACUGUCGUCUGGUAUGGGCCGACACUGGCCGGAUGCUCGUGGUAUCUUCGCCAACGAUCAGAAGAACUUCCUAGUUUGGGUGAAUGAAGAAGACCACAUGAGAAUUAUAUCCAUGCAGAAGGGUGCCGACAUUAAGACUGUUUUCACUCGAUUCUGUGAUGCAGUUAACAAAGUGCAGGAGGUUGUCAAGCAAGAAGGCUACGACUUCAUGCAUAAUGACCAUCUCGGUUACGUCCUCACAUGUCCAAGCAACCUUGGCACUGGUCUUCGUGCAUCUGUCAUGGUGAAGGUUCCACUACUCUCAGCUAGGCCCGACUUCAAGGAUAUCUCUAAAUCCUUGCACCUUCAAGCUCGUGGUGGUGCUGGAGUUGACAGCGCCAGUGUUGGUGGUAUCUGGGACAUCUCCAAUAGUGAUAGAAUUGGCAAGUCUGAGGUCGAGCUCGUGAACAUCAUGAUCUCGGGGUGCUCGAAGAUCGUCCAAAUGGAGCACGCAUUGGAGAAGGGCGAUACAGCUGCUUUCGAGGCACUCAAACCUGCCAGCACUCAAUCGUCUUCUG